Nothobranchius furzeri (turquoise killifish) is the source of this 5593-nucleotide messenger RNA. The record is from RefSeq and is a predicted model, not a curated record. Lineage: Eukaryota; Metazoa; Chordata; Actinopteri; Cyprinodontiformes; Nothobranchiidae.
CUGGUCCCGAGCGCCUCCAUUGGAGCACAAGCUCCGCUACGAUCAUCACAGCGAGAGGACUUCACCUCGGUGUUGGUGGAACUGCUGCAGGACCUUAAAUCAGUUUUCCCAGAAAAAAACUCCAUCAGGCCAGAAACCAGCGGCGAGCUGCAGCGUCCGUCUCUUCUGCGACGUGGUUUUCACCUAAACUCAUGUGAUGCGGUAAGAAGAAACCACCGAGGUUUUCCACGAGAUUUUUAAAGUUGCUACAUGACUUUAUGAGGAUUACUUCAACACAGGAAAGCGAAGAAGAGUUUCCUCUACUGGAAGCAGACAUCGGCAUGUAACGCAGGACGCAAAGGCACCCAUUCAUCCUCCUCAUCCUCCUCCUCCUCUCCAGACAUCAUUGGGAAUGGGCCAGCACCUUGCCUGGGUGCAUCUCUCCGCCCGGUGGUGUGGCUGGCGUCGCGCGAGAGUGAGGAGGGCAGCAGCCAGGUCAUAGAGCCUGCUCAACCCUCUUUACCCCCUCGCGUGCUCUCGAGUGACUUUUGACCUUUGACUCAGCCGUGACCCCCGCCCUGACCAGCCAUGCCCUUUCGGCUGAAACUGAGGCGCACACGUCGCUACAAUGUCCUGAGCAAGAACUACUUUGUAACGCGGAUCCGCCUGCUGGACAACAAUGUGAUGGAAUGCACUCUGUCAGUGGAGAGUACGGGGCAGGAAUGUUUGGAGAUGGUGGCCCAGAGGCUGGAGCUCCUGGAGACCCAUUACUUUGGACUGUGGUUCCAAGGGAAGACCCAGACCCCGGCCCAGCGCUGGGUAGAACUUGAGAAACCCCUGAAAAAGCAGCUGGACAAGUUUGGCAAUGAGCCACUGCUCAUUUUUGGAGUCAUGUUCUAUGUUCCCAGUGUUUCCCGCCUGGAGCAAGAAGCCACAAGGUAUCAGUAUUACCUGCAGGUGAAGAAGGAGGUGCUGGAUGGACGCCUGCCGUGCACUGUGGAGCGGGGCAUCAGACUAGCUGGGCUAGCGGUACAAGCCGACUUUGGAGACUUCACUCACUCUUCGUCUCAGGACUUCCUCAGGGAUUUAAUGCUCUUCCCAGUGAAUUGGCCCAAUGGAGAUGAAGUGUUGGAUGACUGGACCAAGAGAGUUGCUGAUGAGCACAAAAGUCACUGUGGAAUGCAGCCUGCUGAAGCAGAACUGCUUUAUAUAAAGGAGGUGGAGAAACUUGACGGUUUCGGCCAGGAGAGCUUUCUUGCUAAGGACAACUACACCAAUGACAUUUUCAUUGGCGUGUCUUUCAUCGGGCUGUUUGUGAAACACAGGAACGGCAGAUCCAUCAUGCUCCACAAGUGGAAGGACAUUGGUACCAUAGCACACAACAAGGCAGCCAUCACAGUGGAGAUAACGAGCAGAGACGACACCAUCAAUUUUCACAUGGAGGAUAUGGAAAUGGCCAAGUACAUUGCUCGUCUCUUCACGGCUCGACACAAAUUCUACAAACAGAACAAAAUCUGCACAGAGCCCACACACUCACCUGCACCAAUUAGAAGGAGACCCACCUGGAACCCUCGUUUAUCUCUGCCACGACCCCAAUCCUGUAACUUCCAGUCAGUGCACGAGCACUAUCAGGACACGCAGAGCUCUCAAGACAGCAUCUUCCAUGAGGAUCCUUACUACAAGUCAGAGACCAGUCUGGAUCGGUGCCCGGUGGACUUUGCCUUCCGAAAUGGCACCGUGACCAAUGGGAGCAUGUACAGCAGCCCCAGCCUGAGCUCCCUUAAUCGUUCCCAGACCUUCAUCCCGGCUUCGCCCAUGUCCUCCAACCUGAGCAUUCCCGGCAGUGAGCUCAUGCGUGCCGACUUCAUUCCUAGCCACCGUCACAGCGCCAUCAUUCCUCCAUCUUACCGGCCCACUCCUGAGUAUGAUGCUGUCAUGCGGCAGAAGCGGCGCCUGGUCCCAGCUCACCACGACCUCCACAGCCAGUCACUGCGGAGUCUGAACAUCAUUAAUGCUUGUGCUUACCGUAAGCCGGAGGCUCUAGUCUACAGCCAGCCAGAAAUAAGGGAACAGGGCCCUUAUCAUGGCCUUGGUCCUAGUCUUGGACCAUACACACCACAGAUCAGUUACAGUAAGCCGGUGUCCCAUGGCCCCCAUACAGGAGGGCCAGCCGGCAGCCAGGGUCAUUGUCACUCACCCUUCGUUAAUGGAGGUGGAGGCAGCCCCGGGGGUGUGGGAAGCUCCAUCUCCCACACUGUAAGCACACCCGACCUGGCAAACACCAAACAAGGAGCCAACAUGGGAGGUUACGCUGCUACAGCUAAUAUGCUACAAAACCACAUCUCACGUCCUCCUCCACCUUACCCCUCCAACGCUUUCCGCCCAGCCACCAGCACGCCGGACCUCGCCAGCCACCGCCAUCGCUGCAUCGGAGGCAGCAGUCCUGAGCUGGUCACCCGCAUGGUGCAGCUGUCAGUCAAGACCUUCCAACCAGACAGCUCAGCAGUGGUGCACCAGUCCCUGCAGGAAGUUAGCGAACCGCUAACUGCAGCUGCAAAGCAUCGGUCCACUCUGAACAAGAGGCACAGCAUGGAGGUGAUCACCAGCCUCAGAGGAGGAGGAGUGAUGGAAGGGCUGGCGUUGAAGGGCAUGAACGCCCCUCUUCUUCGGAGGAAUACUCUCAGAGAACAUGUGAUGCCACCUCAGCCUCAGCAGCCAAAGGAACUGGCCAUACAGAAAUCUACCCAGAAUGCACCUGAAGCUUCUGUAGCACCACCCACAGCCGCGGCUUACCAGCAUCAGAAGACUCUUUCAAAUGCUACGAUGCUCAUACACAGCAGUGAGAGUGAGGAGGAGGAGGAAGAGGAGAGGCCUGAGCUGGACGUUCAGAUCCCUGGUCUCAACGAGGACAUCAGUAUCAGCGCUCAGCUGCAGGCUGCUCUGGCUAAGCUGCCAAACAAACCUCCACCAGGGUACCCUGGCCCUCCAAGACCUCCUGCCAAUGCUCAGAUCUGCUCUCACAAUCACAACGCCACCCAGCAGCACAACCACAGUCAGGAACCAGAGUGCAACCACGAUCCGAUGGACCUAAACCAAGGCCUGAACAGUGGGCCGAACCAGGGUGGCGGUGGGGGGACGUUGACCCGAGGGGACCAUAGCAGCGUGAAUGGAGCAGUUUUAGGUCCAUCUAUUUCAGAACCAGACUUGACUAGCGUGAAGGAGAGGGUGAGGAAGGAACCGGUCAAGGAGAGGCCAGUGUCUGAGAUGUUCUCCCUGGAAGACAGCAUAGUGGAGAGGGAGAUCGCUCAGAGGACGCUGGAAAGACAGAAGAUGUCUGUGGACUCCAUGAACAGACCGCUGAUGAUGGCUGCCCUCAACGGCCUCUACGUGGCCCGAAUGCCCGCCAUCAGGACUCCAGGGGAGGACGGCGCUAAGUCAGCAUCGGAUGAAAGGUGUAAGACCUUGGAGCUGACGCUGGAGGAGGAGCGGGUCUUCACCGAGUAUGAGCAGGUGCCUAAGAAGAGGGCGAGCUGCAUGGUCACGACUGCGACUCUGCCCGAAAACGUGGAGCGCAAUCGCUUUCGGGAUGUGGUCCCGUACGAGGAGAACCGAGUCGAGCUCGUGCCAAACAAAGAGAACAACACGGGCUACGUUAAUGCCUCACACAUCAAGGUUAUGAUCAGAGGGGAGGAGUGGCACUACAUCGCCACUCAGGGCCCGCUGGCCCACACCUGCGGCGACUUCUGGCAGAUGGUCUGGGAGCAGGGGGUCAAUGUGAUCGCCAUGGUUACUGCAGAAGAGGAGUGCGGCAGGUCCAAGAGUCACCGCUACUGGCCCAAACUGGGCUCCAAACACAACUCGGCCACACACGGCAAGUACAAGGUGACCACCAAAUUCCGCACCGAGUAUAACUGCUACGCCACCACAGGGUUAAAGGUCAAACACUUGCUGUCUGGCCAAGAGAGGACGGUUUGGCACCUGCAGUACACCGACUGGCCUGAGCAGGGCUGUCCUGAAUACGUCCCCGGAUUCCUCUCCUACCUGGAAGGGAUCCAAUCUGUGAGGAGACACACCAACUCCAUGCUGGAUACCUCAAAGAGCCUCAACCCGCCAGUGUUGGUGCACUGCAGCGCCGGCGUGGGCCGUACCGGCGUGGUAAUCCUCACUGAGCUCAUGAUCAGCUGCCUGGAGCACAACGAGCCAGUAGAAGUUCCCACCAUGUUGUCAAAGCUGAGGCAGCAGAGGAUGCUGAUGGUGCAAACCAUCUCCCAGUACCAGUUCGUCUACCAGGUCCUCAUCCAGUUCCUCAAGAACUCCCGCCUCAUCUGAGCCGGGGCAACCCGUUAGUGCUACUAGAUGAUCACCGUGGGACCCAAACUUAUGGCGCUAUAAUGUAACCUGGUACAGACUCACAAUUUGUUUUUGCAGAAAUUAGAAUUUUCCUUUCCUCAAAGUAUUCAGAUUUAGGUUUUUGUUUCCUUAUCUUGAUUUUGGUCUUUUGAACCUGAUCUUCACGUAGGUUGGUUUAAAGAACAGCCUUUCUUUUCUGCCGUGUGUCUGCAUGUGUGUGAGACUACAGGUGAGCAUCAUCAGCUUUGAGUCCCUGUUACAUUUCAUGUUCCAGCCAGUAUUAGACUUGGUGUCAUGCUGCAUGAACAGUAGGGGGCAGCAGUGGUACAACAUUCUCACCCUCGUUUUGCCAAACUAAAGUAUUUUUUAAUUCACCGAGUGUUGAUUAGAACAGCAAGCACUGACUUCAGUUCUGUAACAGAUAUUUUAUUUAUUUUGAUAAAAAUGUGGUCACCUUCUUCUCGUUGUUGGCGAGCACACCGAUCUGAACUCAUUUACAGUUUUUCAGAAUAAUUCUUUGUAAACUUUUCUCACAUUAUCUGUGAAACAAAUGAAAAUAAAAUCCAGUUUAGACCCAUAAGAGCAUUUGAAAAACACGAAUGUUUUAAGUCAUCUAGAAAUUCCAAAUGAUCCCAUUUCUAUACAACUUAUCACAGUUUUUACCGUGAUUUAAUACAUUUUAGGCAUUUUCCCAAAGUGGGAGGUCAUUUAUAAUAAUUAUACAAUAGAAGCUGUAUAUAUAAUCAGUGCCUUGAAAAAUGCAACAAAAAUAAACUUUUUAUUUUAAUUUAGACACUUAAUUAGACAAACAUCAACUAUUCAAACUGUUAUCUAACAUAAAUAAAUAAAUCAAAUUAAAUACUUUUCUUAAUUUGAAAUCAAAACCAGCCAACAUUUAAUGUACAUAAUGAACAAAUGUGUCAUUUCUGGACUUGGUACCUUUAAAAUACCAGAACAUAAUAAACUAUGCAUGCAUUUUUAUAUUUUUAUGUAUAUAUUUCAGCAUAUGUUCUCAAAUAAGUAUAAGCUUUGUUAUGUUUUGGCUUAAAAUCAUUCGUUUUUGUUGCACUUCUGUUCUCUUUGACAUUCCACCGUUUGUUUUAUAUUUAAUUUCUUCUUUUCGUUUCCUGGCAAUACACCUAAUCACACUUCAGAUGUGUGUGUACAUACGUUUUGUUAAAGCAUUUUGAGUGUUUUCUCUCCUCAGACACAUGAAAAUAUUGGACUUGCCUAUUAUGCAAAUAAAGCCUUAUUUUCUUUAAGA